This is a messenger RNA of Botrytis porri, 2160 nucleotides long. RefSeq lists its product as uncharacterized. The transcript has a single exon. Gene Ontology annotation, biological process: box H/ACA snoRNP assembly; pseudouridine synthesis; ribosome biogenesis. Gene Ontology annotation, cellular component: sno(s)RNA-containing ribonucleoprotein complex. Gene Ontology annotation, molecular function: RNA binding. Bases 1 to 2160 code for a protein of 719 amino acids. The record is from RefSeq and is a predicted model, not a curated record. NCBI's taxonomy places the organism in Eukaryota, Fungi, Ascomycota, Leotiomycetes, Helotiales, Sclerotiniaceae.
AUGAGUAAUGCUGACUCCAUUUCGCCAGUUCCUCCGCAAGAGGAGAAGCUACACGUAAAAGGGGAGAGUGAAGAAUCUGCCUCGUCUUCAUCCACUUUCUUCAAUAUUCCUGGACUGGGACGACUUGGAAAUGCGCCAAAAACUGAGAAUCCAACUCCAACGGCAGAGAACGACGUCGCAGAGAACCACUUAGAAGAAUCGGCCACAUCCCAAGAUAAGUUGCCGGAAAGCAGUCAUGAUCAACCACAGGAAGAUUCUAAAAUGGCGGAUGCCGAACCUCUACUUCAAGAAUCUGCGACUUCUACAACCAAUGACGCGCCUUCGGAAACCAUUCCAGAAAUCAAAAGUGAAGUUUUACAGGAUACAGGAGUUGACAUCGAGCAAACAAAAUAUCAAAGCGAUUUGGAGAUUAAACAAGCUCCUGUGGAAGAUGCAACAGUGAACACGCAGGACACCAAUAACGACGCAAUGGACAUUGCGACGUCACAACGCACUACAGACAUUCAUGUUGAACAAGGGAAAGAGAUGCCGUUGGAAGAAUCAAUACAAGCUCAAUCUAGUACUAGUAAUAGUCAAGUACCGGAGAGCAUUAUCAAUCAACCGGAUUUGACUCAUGCUUUAGAGGCGAUGCUAGGAGGCCUGCUACAACCUGCGACUGUGACUGCGGAUGUUGCAACGAACAAUGCAUCUGCAGCACCAGCGACAGAAGAGGAACACCCAGAAUGGGAGGUUGACUCAUCUCCAUAUGAGUCUUCGUCAGAUUCGUCAAGUGAUAGUUCAUCCGAGGACGAUAGCGAGGAGGAGGAUGGAGAAAAUGCCUAUAAAUUAUUAAGUCCAGAGGAACAAGCAAGAAUCCUGAUGUCAGAAGGCGAUGGGGGUUCGGAUGAUGAGGGAACGGCACAUGGAGAAAAGCGCACCGGAGGCCACCUACGUACGAAGAACGAAGUUCCGGAAGAGGUGAUACCCAAACCAGAUGUCACAAUAACGCCUGAGAUGCCUAUCACAAAACUGGGAGGCGUGGAAGGAGUGGUGGAUAACAUCAUUCUCAUCAAAGCUUUCACAAGUGGAGAAUACCAAGUACUGAGAGAAGAAUCUGUGCUAUGCUUACAGGAUCGCAGCGUUAUAGGCGUAGUUUCGGAAACAUUGGGCAGGGUGGAACAACCAUUGUAUUGUGUAAGAUUCACGAAUGCAGCUGCAAUUGCCGAAGCAGGACUAUCUGUUGGAACUACGGUGUAUUACUCUGAACAGCAUGCAACGUACGUCUUUACACAAGCUUUAAAAGCAUACAAAGGUACAGAUGCUUCAAACUUGUAUGACGAAGAAGUUGGCGACGAGGAAAUGGAAUUCUCUGAUGAUGAAAAGGAGGCUGAGCAUAAGCGAAUGAUAAAGCAAAGGAGGGCAGAGAAGAGAGGUGUCAAGACUCAGCAGAAUGGCAGUAAUUCACGUGGUGGGCAUGCUUCGCAAAUGACAUAUACCCCUGGUAACAACAGCGCCGUGUUAAAUUAUGACGAAGCCGAGGAUGGUCCUUAUAAGACUCUUACUAGACCGGUUGGAUUUACCGGUGGUGCAAGUGGCAGUGAAGCUCCUCAAGAGGGUUCGCAUUAUAACAGAUCAAGCCAACGUGGCGACCAUGGAGGUAGGGGCAGAGGAAGAGGUCGUGGAGACAGAGGCAGAGGAGAUUGGGGAAGAGGACGAGGAAGAGGUGGCGGAAACAAUGAUCGAAACAGCAACUCUCGUAAUAAUUCAUUACCCCCUUCUACUCCAAGUCCGGGAGCAUUCAACUCUCAAUCGGCUUCAUUACCCCCAAAGCCUAACUUUCCACCUCCGCCACCUUCGAAUAUUUACAGCAAUUCAAAUCAGCCACAGCAAUAUCAACCCCAACCAUCACCACAAUACCCAUCUCAACAACUCCCAGCAUGGCCAAUGUACCCGCAAGGUUAUCAGCAACCAUAUCAGCAACCAUACCAACAGCCUCAACAACCCCAACAACCUUUUGCUCAAGCCCAGAAUCCUUGGGUGGGUAUGCCUCCUCCUCCUCCCUUACCAGCAGGUGCAUUCAUAAAUCCGGCAUUCUUCGCUCAGCAGAAUGCGGCAAACCAAAAUGGAGCGAAUCAAUGGACUCAUCCGGGUCAGCAAAAUGGGAACGGAAGUGGUAGAUAA